This is a messenger RNA of Daldinia decipiens, 1010 nucleotides long. Its product is annotated as Ctr-domain-containing protein. Gene Ontology annotation, cellular component: membrane. Gene Ontology annotation, biological process: copper ion transmembrane transport. The record is from RefSeq and is a predicted model, not a curated record. Gene Ontology annotation, molecular function: copper ion transmembrane transporter activity. The coding region runs from base 94 to 765 and encodes 223 amino acids. Lineage: Eukaryota; Fungi; Ascomycota; Sordariomycetes; Xylariales; Hypoxylaceae. The transcript is spliced from 3 exons.
AUUGAUUUUUUUCAUGUGUUAUUAACUGUUGCUACUGUUCUACAAAUACCAAAUUUAUCCUGAUAGCAUUUUACUUACUAGCCACCAGCAAAAAUGGACGGGAUGUCUAUGCCAUCAUCUAUAGAGUCUUCGGUCUCAUCUACAAUACAAUCAACGUUUAGCUCCGCCAUGCCGACCUCCACGACAAGCACAGGAGGUGUAGAUAGCAUGGGUGGUAUGGAAUCGCAAAUGGGGGAAUGUAAGAUCUCUAUGCUUUGGAAUUGGGAAACCAUUGACGCCUGCUUCCUCUCGGAAACCUGGCAAGUCAAGUCCCGCGGCGGAUUUGCAGGCCUGUGUAUUGGAGCUGUGCUGCUCGUGAUUCUGCUCGAGUUUUUACGCCGCGCCUCUAGGAUCUACGACCAACACUUGAUCCGCCAGCACAUAAGGGCCACGAGCGCCCUCGCCGCGACGACCGUGAACAACUCCUCGGAUACCACCAACGGGGCUCUCAUAGCAAAAGAAGGCACCACGGCCCUCGUCCGUGUCACACCGUUUAGGCCGAAGCUCUGGCAACAGGCCAUCCGCGCUUCGCUACAUACGCUUCAUUUUGCUCUGGCUUAUUGGAUCAUGCUGCUUGCUAUGUACUAUAACGGAUACGUAAUCAUCUGCAUCAUCCUCGGCGCUUUCAUAGGGUUCUUCAUACUACAAUGGGAACAUAUAGACCCUCGGGGUGGUGGUGUAGCUAGCUUUAAUGGUGGAAAAUGCGCCACUGGCUGUCAUGGUUAAAUCCUACCGAAGUGAUACGAACGAGAUCGGUGUAAUACUAGAGGACUAAAAUUAGGGUAUGGGAGUAUUCUGUUAGAAUAUCAGAAGGUGGACUUCCGGAAUACAUAAUAACGCAGGCUUGGGGUUUAAUGCAGACUAAGUAGAGGUAUAUAUGUACGAUAAAGGACCGUUUACGUCGCAUAAUAAGUAUACGUUUAUUCUAACAUCUAAACGGAUAUACCAAAGUUGGCGUUAUCCGAAGUGAU